GAAUUUAAAUUGAGAAAUUUGAAGUAUAGGUUUUGACUUUUGAUCAUUUUUAAAAAUGAUUAUUGUCAGAAAUUUAAUUUUUCUAUUAUCUUUAAAGUUUAAUUCAUAAAUGUUAGAACUUACCAUUAAUAGUACAAUAGAUAUUUAUAUAAUUGAAAAUGAGUUAUACACUAAAGCUUUAAGCUAUAACUCAAUAUUAUUUAUAUAGUAUAUUUAUUUUUGGCAUAUAAAUACAUAACAUUUUAUAUCGUAUUAAAACAAAUUAUAAAAUGACAGUCCCAAACGUAGCAGUUCGAGGUUCAACAGGGUUAGCACUCUAUCAAGGUAUUGCACCAUUUAAUCUUGUUCCGAAUUUCCCAUCUGACUCAUCUCCUGCUUGUAAGUUUAUGAUAUUUAGUCCAAAUGGAAAACAUUUUGCAUGGAUUAACGGUUCCAAAGUUAUACUUACAAAAACUUCCGACUGGAAAGUUAUCAGUGAAGUGGUUUAUCCUAAAGCAACACAGUUGGUUUACAGCAGUAAAGGAACCUAUCUGGUUAUUUAUGAACCCUUUAUGACAACACCUAGCAACCCAAAAGGAAGUCCUAAUGUACAUAUUUUAAGGACUGUUAAUGGUGAAUUAGUUAAAAGUUUUGAAUACAGAGACUCUAAACUUUGGGCUCCACAGUGGUCUUCUGAUGAGAAAGUUUGUGCUCGAUUUCUGAAUGGUGAAGUGUUAUUCUAUGAAAAUUCUAAUUUUGAAAAUGUAGUACAUAGAAUAAAAGGAUUAAAGCUAAAUAACUAUUCAAUUUCUCCAGCCAAUCAACAAAUUAGUAUUCUUUGCUUUUUGCCAGCAAAAGCAGGUCCUUCAAAUGGUCGUCUAUUUCAUUAUCCAGAUUUCAAUAGCAUUAUUGCUAAUAAAAGCUUUUUCCAAGCCGAUAGAGUAGAAAUGUUUUGGAAUCAAAAAGGUUCAGCUGCGCUGAUGUUAACAAGUACUGAUGUUGAUAAAACGGGUCAAUCUUAUUAUGGUAAACAAGGUCUUCACUUAAUUACUACAAAAGGAGAUACCUCUCAAGUUAUAGUUGAUAGAGAAGGACCUUUGUAUACCGCUUCAUGGAGCCCUUCGUCAAAUGAAUUUUGUGUUGUAUAUGGUUUUAUGCCAUCAAAAGCUACAUUAUAUAACUUGAAAUGUGAUGUCGUUAUGGAAUUUGGAACUGGGACAUUUAAUGCUAUUUAUUAUAACCAAUUUGGAAAUAUUCUUCUUUUGGCUGGCUUUGGUAACGUCCAAGGAAAUGCAGAACUGUGGGAUGUUAAUGGCAAAAAGAAAAUUAAAAAGAUAGACAUACCCGACACAACAUUUCUUCAGUGGUCUCCAGAUGGACAACAUUUUAUUACUGCUACAACAGCUCCACGUCUUAAAGUAGGCAAUACGUUCAAAGUAUGGCACUCCAGUGGUGCUUUAUUACAUGAAAAACCUUGGGGCAAAGACGAACUGUUUCAAGUUAGUUGGCAAAGCUAUCCACAAGGAACAUUCAAAACCCCAACUGUAGUAUAUAAAGCUGUUGAAGGAAUUGCUCCAAGUCAACCAACUGCAUCCAAACAAGUUUAUCGCCCACCACAUGCUAGAAAUUCAGAUUUUAAACCAACUUCAUUACACGAAGACCCGAUUGAUACUAAAAAUCAGUCAAAAGCAUACUUAAAAAUGAAAAAGAAGCGUGAAGCCAAACGUCAAGCAAAACAACAGCAAGAAACAAAUGGCACAAAUAUUGUUGAACAAAGUAUCGUCAAUAAUUCUGAACCAUCUGCAGAUGAUGAAAAAAAAUCAAGAUUGAAAAAAGUACAAUCGGAUUUAAAAGGAAUUAACCGUAUUAAAACUUUACAAGCUUCUGGAAAAGAAUUAGACCAUAAUCAAAUGUCUAGACUGAAUUUGGAGAAUGAUUUAUUAAAAGAACUUAAACAAUUACAGUUGUAAUAAGUACAUUAAUUUACAAUAAUUGAUAAUAAAUGUUUACAAAGGUAA
This is a messenger RNA of Adelges cooleyi (spruce gall adelgid), 1997 nucleotides long. RefSeq names its product eukaryotic translation initiation factor 2A (gene eIF2A). Bases 270 to 1949 code for a protein of 559 amino acids. The record is from RefSeq and is a predicted model, not a curated record. Gene Ontology annotation, biological process: translational initiation. Gene Ontology annotation, molecular function: mRNA binding; translation initiation factor activity; ribosome binding. Gene Ontology annotation, cellular component: cytosolic small ribosomal subunit. NCBI's taxonomy places the organism in Eukaryota, Metazoa, Arthropoda, Insecta, Hemiptera, Adelgidae. The transcript has 12 exons.